AUGGUAAUGGAAGGACUGUGUCGGAUGAUAGAUAAGUUAGAGCAAAAUGGUCUGUAUGAAGGUUUCAAGGUUAGUCAAUAUGGAAAGCAGGUGACCCAUCUGCUCUUCGCCGACGACACCCUGUUCUUCUCAAACGACUCUCCAGAUCAAAUACAAGUAAUUAGAGCUACCCUUAUCUGGUUUCAAUUAUGUUCGGGUUUGGGAAUCAACCCAUCUAAAAGCUCUGCAAUCAGCAUUGGGAACACUUCUUGUAAUGAGAUAGUAAAUCUAAUCUUGGGUUGCUCCAUCGAAGAACUGCCGAUCAACUACCUUGGUAUGCCUACAGGGGGAUCUUAUAGAAGCAAAUUCAUAUGGGAUAUUGUGAUUGAAAGGACCAAAAAUAUACUACAAGGAUGGAGCUCGAAGUUCUUAACUUAUGGAGGGAGGCGUGUACAAAUUCAGAAUGUGUUGAGUUCACCGGACAUUUACUUGAUGUCAGUUUAUUCAAUGCCAAAAUCAGUAUCGAAAAAGCUAAAUGGGGUUUUGAGAAGGUACUUGUGGAAUAGCACAGACUCUAAUAAAAAAUACCCACUGGUUGCGUGGAACAAAUGUUGUCAAAGCAAAGAGAGGGGAGGGCUUGGGAUUCAGGAUUUGAACAUCACUAAUGAUGCUCUGCUGUGCAAGUAG
Papaver somniferum (opium poppy) is the source of this 666-nucleotide messenger RNA. RefSeq lists its product as uncharacterized. Bases 1 to 666 code for a protein of 221 amino acids. NCBI's taxonomy places the organism in Eukaryota, Viridiplantae, Streptophyta, Magnoliopsida, Ranunculales, Papaveraceae. The transcript has a single exon. The record is from RefSeq and is a predicted model, not a curated record.